ACUGGAGUCCAUCACAACUCCAUCGAAGAAGAAGACUCUAUACCUGAUCUCCAGGAGGGCCUUGGCAGCCUUUGACCAGUAAAGACCAAACCAGAGCUGCAAAAAAGAGACAAAAACAGAGACUUGUAAGAGACGCAUAUAAGACGCGAGGAGGGUGGACGAGACGAAAAGCUCAGGAGCAUGUUUUCCCCAACAAAUUCUUUCAAAUUGACGUUUGCCUGCGUGGUACUGAUGAUGAUGAUGACGGACUCAACUGUCAUGUCGAAGGGGCCGAAGAUGGUGCAGCUGCUGCUGGACCCCAGUGCCCUGGUUCCCAGCAGAACCAACCGGCCGCUGGAGAACGCCUCCAUCUCCCCCUGGGCUUACAACGACUCCGUGGACCCCUCCCUGCUGACGCAGCUGUCCGAGGCGCGCUGUCUGCUGCGCGGCUGCCUGAACUCCAGCGGUCGGGAGGACCGGCGGCUGGAGUCCAGGCCCAUCAUGCACCAGGUGUUACUGCUGCGUCGGGUCAAGCCCGAGGGGGCGGGGCCUAGGCCUGCACACAACUACCACUACCGCCUGGAGUCUCGCCUCGUCUCUGUGGGAUGCACCUGCGUAAGACCCACGGUCCAAGUCCAGGAGUGAAGUCAGAGAACCACCCUGUGUUCGGGAAAACCUCCAUGGCAGGAAAGAUCCAACAUGAAUAAGUAAAAGAUGGGGCCAUUUUCUUAUUUGAAGAUGAUGCAAAGAAUAAGAGAAGUGGGAGUCACUAUCGUGACUUUAAACGUAAUGCAUUCACGUAAUCAUCACUCAUUAUGACGUCAUAGUUUGCUGUUGUCUUUUAUCAUGCGCUUUGUUGCAUGUUGCUCUGUGACCUGAUAUCUGUUUUAUCUUUUUAUUUUAUAGCUUUUGUUUCGUAGCAAGUUGAAAACUGGAUAAACUACACAAAACUACACAGCUAAACACACACUGACGUUUAAAUAUGGAUUUUUUAUUGGAUUUGCUGCUUUUUAUUUUAAAAGUUUAUUUAAUUACGUUUUAUUUAAGUGUUUUAUGAUCUUUGGCAGAUAUUUAUUCAUGGGGUUAUUUUACUGUGGGUGUAUUUAUUGUU
Molecule: messenger RNA, 1090 nt
Organism: Cololabis saira (Pacific saury)
Lineage: Eukaryota; Metazoa; Chordata; Actinopteri; Beloniformes; Belonidae
Product: interleukin-17F-like
Exons: 3
Coding region: 181-624 (147 amino acids)
Biological process (GO): inflammatory response
Cellular component (GO): extracellular region
Molecular function (GO): cytokine activity
Source: RefSeq, a predicted model, not a curated record